This is a messenger RNA of Pipra filicauda (Wire-tailed manakin), 7319 nucleotides long. RefSeq names its product mediator complex subunit 12L (gene MED12L). Gene Ontology annotation, molecular function: transcription coactivator activity; beta-catenin binding. Bases 10 to 6582 code for a protein of 2190 amino acids. Gene Ontology annotation, biological process: regulation of transcription by RNA polymerase II. Gene Ontology annotation, cellular component: mediator complex. The record is from RefSeq and is a predicted model, not a curated record. The transcript has 45 exons. Lineage: Eukaryota; Metazoa; Chordata; Aves; Passeriformes; Pipridae.
UGAGCGGUGAUGGCCGCCUUCGGGCUCCUCAGCUAUGAGCAUCGCCCGCUCAAGCGCCCGCGCCUCGGGCCGCCCGACGUUUACCCGCAGGACCCGCGCCAGAAGGAGGAUGAGCUCACGGCAGUGAACGUAAAGCAAGGCUUCAGCAACCAGCCCACCUUCCCUGGAGAUGAGCAUGGGUCUGCCAGGAAUAUUGCCAUCAACGCCUCAAAGAUCGGCGCUGACUUCAGCAGCAUCCUCGCAGAAAAGCUCAAACUGAACACUUUGCAGGACACGGGGAAGAAGAAACCCCAAGUAAAUGCCAAAGACAACUACUGGCUGGUGACUGCUCGGUCCCAGAGUGCCAUUCACAGCUGGUUCACAGAUUUGGCAGGAAGCAAGCCCCUGACUCUCUUAGGAAAAAAGGUUCCUAUUCUCAGUAAAAAAGAAGAUGUUUUUGCUUACUUAGCAAAAUACUCUGUGCCACUGCUGCGAGCAGCAUGGCUGAUCAAAAUGACAUGUGCCUACUAUGCUGCUAUUUCUGAAGCUAAAAUCAAGAAACGCCAGGCCACUGACCCAAAUAUUGAAUGGACUCAAAUUGUAACCAAAUACCUCCGAGAGCAGCUGGCAAAGGUUGCUGAGUUCUAUCAUGGGACUUUGAGCCAAGGCAACGGCUCUGUUGUGAUGCCUCCAGAGAUGGAACAAGCCCUGAAGCACUGGGAAUACAAUGAAAAAUUGUCAUUUUAUAUGUUUCAGGAAGGAAUGCUCGAGAGACACGAGUAUUUGACGUGGAUACUGGAUGUUUUAGAAAAAGUCAGGCCCACGGAUGAUGAUCUUCUGAAGCUGUUGUUGCCGCUGAUGUUGCAGUAUUCAGAAGAGUUUGUUCAGUCAGCUUACCUGUCCCGUCGCCUGGCUUAUUUCUGUGCCAGACGCCUGUCCUUGUUGCUCAGUGAUGGGCCCAGCCCUGUAGCUGCCCACUCCCCUCAUCUGAUCCCUGGACCAAGUACCCCUGCCCUGGCCGUGCCCAGCCCGAGCACCCCUGGCCCCGGGGUGGGGCUGGCACAGCUGCCCUGCUCCGACCUCCUGGCCUGCCCCCAGCACCGUGCCCUGGUGUAUGGGCUCAGCUGUGUGCUGCAGACUGUAACUCUUUGUUGCCCAAGUGCCUUGGUGUGGAAUUAUUCCACAAAUGAAAAUAAGAACGUUAAUCCAGGCUCACCUCUGGAUUUACUUCAAGUCGCUCCAUCCAGUUUACCUAUGCCAGGUGGAAAUUCGGCAUUUAAUCAGCAGGUUCGGGCAAAGGUUUAUGAAGUGGAACAGCAGAUAAAGCAGAGAGGCCGUGCUGUGGAGGUGAGGUGGUCGUUUGACAAGUGCCAAGAGUCAACUGCAGGGGUGACCAUCAGCCGGGUCCUGCACACCUUGGAAGUGUUGGAUCGGCAUUGUUUUGACAGGUCAGAUUCCAGCAAUUCCAUGGAGACACUUUAUCAUAAGAUCUUCUGGGCAAAUCAGAGUAAGGAUAACCAAGAGGUUGCCCCAAACGACGAGGCCGUGGUGAUGCUGCUCUGUGAGUGGGCUGUGAGCUGUAAGAGGUCCGGGAAGCACAGGGCCAUGGCUGUGGCCAAGCUUCUGGAGAAGAGGCAAGCAGAGAUUGAGGGAGAAAGAUGUGGUGAAUCUGAAGUCCUAGAUGAAAAGGAAUCUCUGUCUUCAGCCUCCUUGACAAGUUCCAGUCUUCCUGUUUUCCAGAAUGUCCUGCUAAGGUUUUUGGAUACACAAGCUCCCUCGUUAUCUGACCCAAGCAGUGACCAUGAGAAGACAGAGUUUGUGAAUUUGGUGCUGCUUUUCUCGGAAUUCACUCGGCAUGAUGUUUUCUCCCACGAUGCCUACAUGUGCACUUUAAUAUCUCGUGGGGACCUGUCCAUCACUGCAGCUCCCAGACCACGCUCCCCUAAUGGGGAAGCUGUAGAUGAACAUUAUUCAAAGGAUCAUGAUGUGAAACUGGAGGGUCAUGGUAUUGUGGAACAUACGGGCAUUGACUCAGGAACCACUGGUAUUUUUGAUGAUGUAGAAAAGAGUGACUUUAAGGCAGAUUUCGGUUCAGAAUUUCCAAUCUCUUCUCCGAUGCCUGGGGAGUCUCGUCAGAGUGUGACCCCUUCCUUCGAGGGAAGGAUCUCAGUCCCGAGCGACAAGUCAGCCAAGAGGGAGAGGCUGAGAGAGCUGAUUGUGCCAUCCAACUAUCACCUCCUUCGGCACCUGCAGUACGCCACACACUUCCCCAUCCCCCUGGAUGAGUCCUCCAGCCACGAGUGUAACCAGCGCAUGAUUCUCCUCUAUGGCGUGGGUAAGGAGCGGGAUGACGCGAGGCACCAGCUGAAGAAGAUCACCAAAGACAUCCUCAAAAUCCUGAACAAGAAGAGCACUACAGAAAUGGGUGUGGGGGACGAAGGGCAGAAGGCCCGGAAGACCAAACCAGAGGCGUUUCCAACCCUGGAGACUGUGUUCACAAAACUACAGCAGCUGUCCUAUUUUGAUCAACAUCAGGUGACAUCCCAGAUCUCCAGCAAUGUCCUCGAGCAGAUCACCAGCUUUGCCUCGGGAACGUCGUACCACCUGCCCUUGGCUCACCACAUCCAGCUCAUCUUCGACCUCAUGGAGCCAGCACUGAACAUCAACGGACUGAUAGACUUCGCGGUGCAGCUGCUGAACGAGCUGAGCGUGGUGGAGGCCGAGCUGCUGCUGAAGUCGUCCAGCCUGGCCGGGAGCUACACGCCGGGGCUGUGUGUGUGCAUCGUGGCCGUGCUGCGGCGGCACCACGCCUGCCUCCUCCUCAGCUCCGAGCAGACCGCCCAGGUCUUCGAAGGGUUGUGUGGGGUAGUAAAGCACGUCGUGAAUCCCUCUGAGUGUUCCUCCCCAGAACGGUGCAUUUUAGCUUACCUGUACGACCUGUACGUGUCCUGCAGCCACCUGAGAAGCAAGUUUGGAGACCUGUUCAGUAGUGCCUGUUCCAAGGUGAAGCAGACGAUCUACAGCAACAUCCAGCCCUCAAACUCCAACUUGCUGUGGGACCCAGAGUUCAUGCUGGAUUUCCUUGAGAAUCCCUCUGCUCUCAGCAUUAACUACUCGAUGCUGGGCAAGAUCCUGAGCGACAACGCAGGGAACCGCUACAGCUUCGUGUGCAACGCGCUGCUGAGCGUCUGCAUGGGCCACCAGGACCCAGGCAGGAUCAAUGACAUAGGGAACCUGUGUGCAGAGCUGACGUCGUGCUGCACCCUGCUCAGCUCGGAGUGGCUGGGGGUGCUGAAGGCUCUGUGCUGCUCCUCAAACCAUGUCUGGGGCUUCAACGAUCUGCUCUGCAGCGUGGAUGUGAGUGACCUGUCGUUCCACGACUCCCUGGCCACGUUCGUGUCCAUCCUGAUCGCCCGGCAGUGCCUCUCCCUGGAGGAUGUCAUCCAGCACGUUGCACUGCCUUCCCUCCUGGCAGCUGCCUGUGGGGAUCUGGAUGCUGAGCCUGGGGCCAGGAUGACCUGCCGGCUGCUCCUGCACCUCUUCAGGACACCCCAGGUGUGCCUCUUUGCCCAGGAGACAGGGAAAUUAUUUCCUGGAAUUCGCUCUUCCUGUGACCGUCACCUCUUGGCCGCUGCUCACAACAGCAUCGAAGUGGGAGCUGUGUUUGCAGUUUUGAAAGCAAUUCUGAUGCUUGGUGAUGCAGAAAUUGGGAACAACAAUGUCAGCUCCUUGAAGAGUGAAGAGUUUCAUGUGAGAGGCUUCUUAGAUGAGCUCAAUGAGGAGGAAAUCUGGGGUUCCUCUCAAGCUUUGAAAUCCUGCAGAAAAACUGUUUCCAUGGAAACUGCCAGUCUGAGCGAGUACGCGAGAUACGUGCUCAGAACCAUCUGCCAGCAGGAGUGGGUCGGAGAGCACUGUUUGAAAGAACCUGAGAGGCUGUGCACUGACAAAGAUCUUAUUUUGGAUCCCGUUCUCUCAAACAGACAAGCACAGAAACUCCUUCAGCUUAUCUGUUAUCCUCAUGGCAUUAAGGAGUGCCCCGAGGGUGACAACCCUCAGCGGCAGCACAUCAAGCGCAUCCUUCAGAACUUAGACCAGUGGACGCUGCGGCAGUCGUGGCUGGAGCUGCAGCUGAUGAUCAAACAGUGCACGAAGGAGCCCGGUUCUGGGGCUGUGGCUGAAAUGAACAGCUUGUUGGAUAAUAUCGCAAAGGCCACAAUAGAGGUGUUUCAGCAAUCCGCUGAGCUAAACAAUAACUCUUCUAACUCUGGUAUAGGCCUCUUCAGUCCAAACUCUGUUGGAAAUGCUGACACGAGUAAUACAAGACAGAAUGGUAAAAAGACAUUCCUAAGUUCCUCUGAGAGGCGAGGAGUGUGGCUGGUGGCUCCCCUGAUUGCCAAACUGCCCACCUCGGUUCAAGGUAGGGUCUUGAAAGCUGCAGGAGAGGAGCUGGAGAAAGGGCAGCAUUUGGGGUCAUCUUCUAAGAAGGAAAGAGAUAGACAGAAACAAAAAAGCAUGUCCCUGCUGAGCCAGCAGCCUUUCCUGUCACUGGUACUCACUUGCCUUAAGGGACAGGAUGAGCAACGGGAAGGGCUUCUCACAUCCCUGCAGAAUCAAGUUACUCAGAUCCUCAGUAACUGGAGGGAGGAGCGGUACCAGGACGAUGUCAAAGCCAGGCAGAUGAUGCACGAAGCCCUGCAGCUGCGCCUCAACCUGGUGGGUGGCAUGUUUGACACAGUGCAGAGGAGCACCCAGUGGACCACAGACUGGGCCCUUCUGCUCCUCCAGAUCAUCACCUCAGGGACUGUGGAUCUGCAGACCAACAAGGAAUUGUUCACGACUGUGCUGGACAUGCUGGGGGUCCUCAUCAAUGGGACACUCGCCUUGGACCUGUCCAGUGCCUCCCAAGGAGGGCCUGAGGAGAACAAAAGGGCUUACAUGAAUUUAGUGAAGAAAUUAAAAAAGGAGCUGGGGGACAGGAGGUCCGAGAGCAUCGACAGGGUCCGGCAGCUGCUGCCGCUGCCCCGGCUGACGUGUGACAUCGUGGCCUGUGAGCCCACGGGGUCCCUCAUCGACACCAAGGGCAACAAGGUCGCGGGCUUUGACUCCAUUGACAAGAAACAGGGGCUUCAGGUGUCAUCCAAACAAAAGGUGUCCCCUUGGGAUUUAUUUGAAGGUCACAAAAACCCUGCCCCUCUCUCCUGGGCAUGGUUUGGGACUGUUCAUGUGGACAGGAAGGUGAUCAAAUACGAGGAGCAGCAGCACCUGCUGCUGUACCACACACACCCCAAACCCAAACCACGCAGCUACUACCUCGAGCCCUUGCCCCUUCCUCCAGAGGAGGAGGAGGAAGAGCCCACCACACCUGCAUCUCAGGAACCAGAAAGAAAGCUGGGAGAGCUCUUGGACCAGGGAAAACACGCCACGGAUGACGAGAAGAGGGCAAAGGGCAGGAAGCGGAAGUCAAAGUUGAGCUCCAGGGCUGAGGACUGUCCCCAGCCCAGCCUGUACAGAGUGCCUCCCUCCUGCUCCCUGCCGCCGAUGGCUCACGCAGCCCCCCCGGCCCUGUGGGGGUACAGCCUGGGGGGGCCCCCCCUGCAGCCCGGCUCCUUCCUGCAGGGCCAGCCCCUGGCUCCAGGUGGUUCCGGGGUGGACUCAACAGGCUCCUUUAUACCAGUGAACACGAAGCAAGCUCUGUCCAACAUGCUGCAGUGGCGCUCGGGCUCCGGGAUGCAGCCGCCCUCGGUCCCUGGGAUCCCACCCCAGCAGCAGCUGCUCCAGAGGAAACUCCUGCAGGGAGAGCAGCAGCAGCAGCAGCUCCUGUGGCAGCAGGUGCAGGCACGGGCUCUCCAGCAGGGUUUGCUCCUGCCCCUUGAUGCUGCCCUUGUUCCCUGUUGUGUCACCGAGGCUCUCAGAGGAUCACAGGCACCAGGUGCCACCAAGCUGCCAGGGCAGCCGAUGGACCAAGCUGCAGUUUUCGCUCCGCAGGCUCGACCCCCGUCCCAGCUCCCGCAGUACCCGGGGCUGCAACAGGCACAGAGCCUUCCCCACGGAUACACCCUGUUCGGCAGCGCGGUGCCGGCGCAGCAGCAGCAGCAGCAGCAGCCCGCUGUGGGGCUGUCCCCCGCUGUGGGGCUGUCCCCCGCUGUGGGGCUGUCCCCCGGCUGCCCCGCGCCGAUGGAGCUGCGGCAGGACCAGCACCCCGCGUACCUCCCGCAGCAGCCGCGCACCCACGGCCCCGCUGGAGCCCCGCGACUGAACCAUCAGCCUUUGCAAACGGGUUCCCUGGUUGGAGGGGGACUGGACGGUGCCUCGGCCGUGGGGCCACACCCUGGGCUGGGCACGGGGCAGCCGCUGGAGCCGGGCAGGCAGAGGCAGCAGCGGCUCUUCCAGGUGCAGCAGCAGCAGCAGCUGGCUAUUGGACUCCAGCCCCUGCAGGCACAGCAGCCGCUGUUCCCGAGGCCGGGCCUGCAGCAGACCCCGCAGCAGCAGCAGACGGCGGCGCUGGUCCGGCAGCUGCAGAAGCAGCUCUGCAGUAACCAGCCACAGCAAGGUUACCCCACUUCUGACCGUGGUUGGGGGGGACCCAGGGGACCUUUGCACUGAGGAACAGGACUCUGGAAAUUCAAUGUGCUGCUUGUGGUUAGACAGCAGACUUGAGCUCUCUUCUUAUCUCCAUUAUUAUUUUUUGUGCUGCAGCUGAUGUGAAUAUGUAACAAGGUGGGUUUGGGGUUAUUUUUGCAUUUAACUAGAUUUCAAUGUAUGGACUUGUGGGCCUAUUUGAAGAAUGUUAUCGCAGAUUUUAUGAAUUUGGUGCUUUUUAGGUCCUGUUACUUUUAAAGAGGACAAAGAAUGCUGGAUUUAUUUAUUUAUUUGUGGGGAAAACCUUUUUUUCUUGCAAAAAAAAAAAAAAAAAAAGAACUGCACUGGACCAAACUACUGAACUGAAAGGCACUUCAGAUUUUGGCAUAGAAGUUAAUUUGUUCAUUAAAAUGUUCACCUCUUUCUUUUUUGGUAGAACAAGCAUCAGUUCAAAUCGUGUUUAUUUGACUGUGAUUUUCACAUGCACUUUAUAAAGUUCUUUGUUUAAAGUACCAAUUCCUCUUGCUCUUAUUGUGGUAAGAAGGUGCUGAAGUGGGUUUAUUGCUUGUAUUAGAACUUCUUAAAGUUUAUAUUAAAAGCCACAAUGUCACAUUAAUAAACCUUCUGGAAGUUACUGUUCUCAUCUGGGGUCUGUCAUCCGAAGCUCUCAGGGGACGGUCCCAGGGGUGACGGGGACUGAGUGCUCCAGGGGGGCUUUGCUCCAUUCCUGUGAGUCCUGGUGGGGCCUGGUGGGAGGUGAC